Neopsephotus bourkii (Bourke's parrot) is the source of this 1428-nucleotide messenger RNA. RefSeq names its product programmed cell death 2 (gene PDCD2). The coding region runs from base 16 to 1188 and encodes 390 amino acids. The record is from RefSeq and is a predicted model, not a curated record. The transcript is spliced from 6 exons. Gene Ontology annotation, cellular component: cytoplasm; nucleus. NCBI's taxonomy places the organism in Eukaryota, Metazoa, Chordata, Aves, Psittaciformes, Psittacidae.
ACUUCCGGCGGCAGCAUGGCGGGCGGCGUGGAGCUGGGUUUUGCGGCGGCCGUGGAGCCGGCCGAGGCCUGGCGACUGCGCAGCCCCUAUUUCCCCAGUAAGGUCGGGGGGCGGCCGGCGUGGCUGGGCGAGGCAGGGCUGCCGGGCCCCGCCGCUCUGCGCUGCGGGCGUUGCCAGCAGCCUUGCGCCUUCCUCCUCCAGCUGUACGCUCCGCUGCGCGACCGCUCUGACGCCUUCCACCGCACUCUCUUCGUCUUCGCCUGCCGUGGCGCCGCUUGCUACCGUCUCGCGGGCCCGCAGGGGCCCCUCUGUGUGUUCCGGAACCAGCUGCCGCGGCGGAACAGCAUCUACCCCGAGGAGCCGCCCCCCGAGGAACCGCCCCCGGAGCUUGCCGCCGCCGGCCCUCCCCGCAAGCUCCGCUGCGGCGCCGCUCUCUGUCGCGUCUGUGGCUGCCUGGGGCCGCACAGGUGCGGGCGCUGCCGCCGCGUCGCCUACUGCGGCCCAGAGCACCAGGCGCUGGACUGGCGGCGGGGGCACCGACGCUCCUGCGAGCAGCACGCCGCCAGCGAAGAUGGCUCAACAGAUGCAAUUCCAGAGCAUAAUGAAUUCCUUUUUCCAGAAUAUGAAAUUUUGAUAGAACCUGAGGAACCAGAAUUGAUUGCUGACAGCACUGUAAAUCCCAAUUAUGAACAAGGAGCUGUAGAGACAUCAAAGGACCUGAAAGAACAAGAGGAAUUCCGUGUCACAAGCACUGCAGGUGAAGCAUGUCGAUCUUUAGAUGAAGAGACACUGGAAGCUAUGGCAAAACAUGAGACUGAAGAUGACAAGAUUUUCCAGAGGUUUAAAGAACGAAUAGCUGUUGAACCAGAGCAGAUUAUUAGAUAUUGCAGAGAAGGAGAAGGCCCAAUCUGGGUAUCAGGUGAAAAUAUACCUGAAGAAAAAGAUAUCCCAAAUUGCUUAUGUGGUGCCAAAAGGAUUUUUGAAUUCCAGAUUAUGCCACAGCUCCUGAACCACCUUCAGGUUGACAGCCUUGGAGAGAGCAUUGACUGGGGAACGCUGGUGGUGUACACCUGUGCUAACAACUGCGGUGAGGAACAUACAUACAUGCAGGAGUUCAUAUGGAAACAAGACUUCUCUGCAGGUUCUGUUUGCCUUCCCUCAGGUUAUGAAGCCAGAUCUUCUAAAUAGAAUACUUGCCUUGUUUCAGUGCAUCUGUGCUUUGCAGACAGAUUGAACUACAGUCGCUGAUGGCUGUGGAUCUUUUGACUGAUAGAAACUAAAAGUAAGACCUUAACAGCCUCUCUCUUGCACUCCACAAGAGCUUUUACUUCAACCUAGUGAUGAAGCCAGAUGCAUUUGUUCAGUGAGUUUAAGUAAGUUCAAAUCUCAGUUCUGAACAUUUAAAUAAAGAUGAAAUAUUUUUGGAUU